GGUGGGGGCGUGUUUGAGCAGAGGAAAACUCCGUAAAAAAAAACCCAGCCAUUUCUUGCAGUGUUGCCUCAUUUGACGUUAGCUAGCAGCCUUUAUUUUAGUGGAUAGUGCAUAUCCUGUUCAUGGCCUUACCACGACAACGAAUAUGAGGUCCAGAGAGAGCCGUGCAUUCAUUGCAUUCCAUUUAAAAGGUUUAACGUUAGUGCAAUCGUAAUCGCGUUUUGGCUUUUUGUAAGCAUAGCCAUUAUGGAUGUGCAGCUAACGGACCAUUGCGGCACUAAGACAGGACUAAAGACAAGUAACGUCAAUGCUAAGGUUACUGCUGGCAGUGGUUCGGCCCAAGGCAAUAACAGGACGAAAAAGACGAGGAGAGGAAAACGAGGCAAAAGAAGAAGGGGCAAGAAACCGAAGGAUGAGCCGCCACCUUAUUUACCCCCGGAGGCAGAAGAGGGCAACAUUGAGUACAAGCUGAAGCUGGUGAACCCGACGCAGUACCGCUUCGAGCACUUGGCCACGCAGCUGAAGUGGCGGCUGCAGGAGGGGCGCGGUGAGGCCGUCUACCAGAUCGGCGUGGAGGACAACGGCCUGCUGGUGGGUCUCAGCGACGCCGACAUGAGGGCCUCUCUCAAGACGCUCAAACGCAUGGCCGAGAAGGUUGGUGCAGACAUCACCCUUCUCAGGGAGAGGGAGGUAGAUUAUGGCAUAGAAAGAAGCUGCCGGAAAAUCGCUGAGGUCCUGGUCCGGAAAGUUCCAGAUGAUCAGCAGUUCCUGGACCUGCGCGUGGCGGUCCUGGGGAACGUGGACUCGGGGAAGUCUACGCUGCUGGGCGUGCUGACGCAGGGGGAGCUGGACAACGGCCGCGGCCGGGCCCGCCUCAACCUCUUCAGGCACCUGCACGAGAUCCAGUCGGGCCGCACUUCCAGCAUCAGCUUUGAGAUCCUGGGCUUCAACAGCAAGGGCGAGGUGGUGAACUACAGCGACUCGCGCUCCGCUGAGGAGAUCUGUGAGAGCUCCUCCAAGAUGAUCACCUUUAUGGACCUUGCGGGACACCAUAAGUACCUGAAGACCACCAUCUUUGGCCUGACCAGCUAUUGUCCGGACUUUGCCAUGCUGGUGGUGGGGGCCAACACAGGCAUUGUGGGCACCACGCGUGAGCACCUGGGCCUGGCCAUGGCGCUGAAGGUGCCCAUCUUCGUGGUGGUGAGCAAGGUGGACGUGUGCGUGUGCGGGUCCGGGGCGCGCGGGGCGCUGGAACGCACCCUCCGCCAGCUGGAGCGCCUCCUCAAGCAGCCCGGCUGUGCCAAGGUGCCCCUGCUGGUGGCCAACGCAGACGACGCCGUCACCGCCGCACAGCAGUUCACACAGUCACACAGUGUGACCCCAAUCUUCACGUUGUCGAGCGUAACGGGGGAAAAUCUGGACCUGCUGAAGGUGUUCCUGAACGUGCUGCCGCCACUGAGCAACAGCAAGGAGCAGGAGGAGCUCAUGCAGCAGCUCACCGAGUUCCAGGUGGAUGAGAUCUAUUCCGUCCCAGAGGUAGGAACAGUUGUGGGAGGAACUCUCUACAGUGGUGUGUGUGGGGAGGGUGAGCGGCUGGUCGUGGGCCCCACGGAUGACGGCCGGUUCCUGCGUCUGCGUGUUCUGAGCAUGCAGAGGAACCGCUCCAGCUGCAGAGUCCUGCGGGCCGGACAGGCCGCCACGCUGGCCCUGGGCAACUUCCCCCGAACCCUUCUCCGAAAGGGUAUGGUCAUGGUUAGUCCAAAGAUGAACCCCACCAUCUGUUGGCGUUUCGAGGCUGCUGUCGUGCUGCUGUUCCAUGCAAAGACAUUCCGCCGGGGUUUCCAGGUAACCGUUCACGUCGGCAACGUCCGGCAAACGGCUACUGUUGAGUGCCUCCAUGGAAAGGAGGAGCUGCGUACAGGAGAGAGUGCCGUGGUGUGUUUCCGUUUCCUGAAGCACCCGGAGUACCUGAGACUGGGCGCCAAGCUGCUCUUCAGAGAGGGCGUCACCAAGGGCAUCGGCCACGUGGCCCAGCUCCUAUCGGACCUCAACACGCCUGACCAGAACCACACACACAACAACAACAACAACAACAUUGCCUAAACACACAACAGCAAUCGCCUAAACACACAACAACAACAACAACAACAACAACAUUGCCUAAACACACAACAGCAUCGACUAAACACGCAACAACAACAACAGCAACAACGCCUAAACACAAAACAACAUCGACUAAACACGCAACAACAACAACAGCAACAACGCCUAAACACAAAACAACAUCGGCUAAACACACACAUACAUGGCCCAGCUCCUACCGGACCACUCACACAACAAAAUCAACAAAAUCGCCUAAACACACAACAGUGACAAAAAAGCUGAAACACACACACACACACACACACACACGACUGCAGUAACACACCCGGCCAGAACCAGACACACAACAACAACAUUGCAUAAACACACAACAAUGACGCCUAAACACACACACACACACACACACCACUCCAACGACAACUCCUAAACACACACACACACACACACACACACAGCUGGAGUAACACACCUGACCAGAAUCACACACACACAACAACAUUGCAUAAUCACACAACAACAACGCCUAAACACACACACCACUCCAACGACAACGCCUAGUCAAGUUUAGCCAGUUUAGCCACACACACACAUACACACACACACACACCACUGCAAUAACAACAUCUAAACCCAAACACACACACACACACACACACACACACACACACACACACACACACACACACACACGACUGGAGUAACAGGCCUGACCAGAACCACACACACAACAUCAUUGCAACAACAACACCUAAACACACACAAAAACACCUAAACACACACAUGCACCAUCAGACCAACAAUGUCUAACAACACUAGAGACAACAGUCUUUUUUUUUCUCCUGUAACUUGCAAUGUGUAAAGAUAAAAUCUUUAUAUAUCUUUAUUGACAUGCAAGCUAGCCAUGUAUGAACAAGGUCAAGGUCAAGAUGAACUUCAUUAAUAAAGGCAACAAAGAGGCAACGCUGCCUAGAAAGUUCUGAAAUGUUUGCACACUACCCACACAUGCCAACGUACUCCAAACAACAGAGGGUUUUUUUGUGUUUGACACGUCCAGUUGAUUAAUUGGCAAUUUUUGUCUUGGCAUUGUAGAAAUGGCAGUUUGGAUUUCUGAACUAUAGAAUGUUUGGGUUAAUUGGGGAUUGUCCGGGGCAGUGUGCAAAUGGUCAGCUGGUGUACCCUCCUCUUAGAAAUGUAACGUGUAACCUGUGUUGUGUUAAACCUCACAUGGUCGCACGGCAGCUGGUAUACCCUCCUCUUAGAAACGUAACGUGUAACCUGUGUUGUGUUAAACCUCACAUGGUCGCACGGCAGCUGGUAUACCCUCCUCUUAGAAACGUAACGUGUAACCUGUGUUGUGUUAAACCUCACAUGGUCGCACGGCAGCUGGUAUAUCCCUCCUCUUAGAAACGUAACGUGUAACCUGUGUUGUGUUAAACCUCACAUGGUCGCACGGCAGCUGGUAUACCCUCCUCUUAGAAAUGUAACGUGUAACCUGUGUUGUGUUAAACCUCACAUGGUCGCACGUCAGCUGGUAUAUCCCUCCUCUGAGAAACCUAUGUAUGUGUAACCUGUGUUGUGUUAAACCUCACAUGGUCGCACGGCAGCUGGUAUACCCUCCUCUUAGAAACGUAACGUGUAACCUGUGUUGUGUUAAACCUCACAUGGUUGCACGGCAGCUGGUAUAUCCCUCCUCUGAGAAACCUAUGUACGUGUAACCUGCGUUGUGUUAAACUUAACAUGGUCGCACGGCAGCUGUUAUACCCCUCCUCUUAGAAACGUACAUACAUAAUAACCUCUGCAUGUUCCGCCAGAUAAGGUGAAACGCCAGCAGCUUUCAAUCCACGUUCAUCUUUUUUUUUUUACUCUUCAUCUCCCUGUACUCUGCCUUGCUGUUUUGGUAAACCGACAUUGAACCGAAAACCACUGAAUGUAACAUUCGUUCCGAGCUCCCACGUUUUGUUUGGAGAGAGCGUUUAGUUAGAUGUUCCAGUAUCCUGAAUUUUAGUCUUGAUUUCAUGUUCUCAUUUUAUUCUUUUUUUUUAAUUGGAUACACAAUGGAAAAUGUUGUAAUGAUGUAAUGAACAAGUUUUUAGUUAUUUGAUUUUUUUUGUCCGUGUUACAUUUUAACUUGGUCAUGAAUAUUGCAACACUUGACCAUAUAGUUCUCUUAAUUUAAUUGGAUAACCAAUUAAAACGGUUUAAUGAACGUGUUUUUAUUUAUUUUAUCUCUUUGUUUGGCUAUUACUUUUUAACUUGCCCGUAAAGAUGACCCCAGUGGCAACUAUACGCUUUGCCGCAUAAAUGACUCCUGGAGCGGUGAGUGUGGUGUGUCCAGGACUGCUUCUGCCUUCAUCUGGGCCGAGGCCAUCAACCGUGAUAGAGCAAGGAGCAUGCAGACUUUUAGCGGCCAGGUCACAAUAUGUUUGGACAAGGGGAAAUUAAAGAUUUUCUUGUUGUGGAUAUCUGUACAAUGUUUGUAUAAAAGAUAAUAAUAAAAUAUGUGGAAGCUU
Molecule: messenger RNA, 4613 nt
Organism: Alosa sapidissima (American shad)
Lineage: Eukaryota; Metazoa; Chordata; Actinopteri; Clupeiformes; Clupeidae
Gene: gtpbp2b
Product: GTP binding protein 2b
Exons: 12
Coding region: 247-2103 (618 amino acids)
Biological process (GO): translational elongation
Molecular function (GO): translation elongation factor activity; GTPase activity; GTP binding
Source: RefSeq, a predicted model, not a curated record